AUGGAGCCAGCGUUUAAGCGCCUGCGGCAGCCCAAGAACUGGCUAUACAUGUUGUAUCUGGCAUCAAACUUUUCCAGCACUGACCCAAGAGAUAUGAUAUAUGGUCUCCAUGGUUUAAUGAGUAUUACACGGGGCAGUGAGCUCCUCUAUCCUGACUAUGACAAAUCGACGGUGGAGGUUUACAUGGACUCUGUCGCUGCUGCUUUCGUCGACAUGCAGAACACAGAUGUGUUACUCUACGCUCCAGGCACGGAUCACCCAUCUUGGGUGUCCCGAUGGGAUCGGGCCAUGUUAUUUCGAAAUCCUUUCAGGUUUGGUAAAGCACUUCCAUGGAGUCCGUCACCUGAUUUGAAACCGACCUGGAGCAUUAAUGCAGAGUCAAAGGUUCUGGCUCUACGUGGCGUUCUUGGACAAGGCUUUGGGCUUGAACGCAGAAUGACGCGACGCGUCGUAACAACACUAAAACGCGCGAUGCUUGUUACCGCCGAGGAUACUGUAGGUGGAGAUUUGAUGGUGCAGGCGGCUCGAGGUUGUUAUUAA
Messenger RNA from Fusarium oxysporum Fo47, 540 nucleotides. RefSeq lists its product as uncharacterized. The coding region runs from base 1 to 540 and encodes 179 amino acids. Lineage: Eukaryota; Fungi; Ascomycota; Sordariomycetes; Hypocreales; Nectriaceae. The record is from RefSeq and is a predicted model, not a curated record. The transcript is spliced from 2 exons.